Molecule: messenger RNA, 1579 nt
Organism: Vicugna pacos (alpaca)
Lineage: Eukaryota; Metazoa; Chordata; Mammalia; Artiodactyla; Camelidae
Gene: DKK1
Product: dickkopf WNT signaling pathway inhibitor 1
Biological process (GO): multicellular organism development; negative regulation of canonical Wnt signaling pathway
Cellular component (GO): extracellular region
Molecular function (GO): receptor antagonist activity; co-receptor binding
Source: RefSeq, a predicted model, not a curated record
GCAGUAUAAAGGCAGCCGCGGUGGCGGUGGCCGCGCAGAGCCCCGCAGUGAGGACUCCGGGACCGGCGGAGGCUCUCGGAACCCUGACUCUGCAGCUGCGCCGGCACGGCUUCCUGGGGACCAGGCUUGCGAAGUGACAUUCCUUUCUCUUUCUCUCCCUGAGCCUUUCUGAGAUGACGACUCUGGGCACAGUAGGUGCUGCCCGGGUCUUGGCAACCCUGGUAGCUGCGGCUCUUUGCAGCCACCCUCUGCUCGGAGUGAGCGCCACCUUGAACUCGGUUCUCGUCAAUUCCAACGCCAUCAAGAACCUGCCCCCAUCGCUGGGCGGCGCUGCCGGGCACCCAGGCUCCGCAGUCAGCGCUGCUCCCGGAAUUCUGUUGGAGGGCGGCAACAAGUACCAGACGGUUGACAACUACCAGCCAUACCCAUGUGCCGAGGACGAGGAGUGCAGCACUGAUGAGUACUGCGCGAGUCCCACCCGCGGAGGGGGCUCCGGUGCGCAAAUCUGCCUCGCCUGCAGGAAGCGCCGAAAACGCUGCAUGCGUCAUGCUAUGUGCUGUCCUGGGAAUUACUGCAAAAAUGGAAUAUGUAUGCCUUCUGAUCACAAUCAUUUCCAUCGAGGGGAAAUUGAGGAAACCAUUAUUGAAAGCUUUGGUAAUGAUCACAGCACCCUGGAUGGGUACCCCAGAAGAACUACACUGUCUGCAAAAAUGUAUCAUAGCAAAGGACAAGAAGGCUCUGUCUGUCUCCGAUCAUCAGACUGUGCCACAGGGUUGUGUUGUGCUAGACAUUUCUGGUCCAAAAUCUGUAAACCUGUCCUCAAAGAAGGUCAAGUGUGCACCAAGCACAGGAGAAAAGGCUCCCACGGGCUGGAGAUAUUCCAGCGUUGUUACUGCGGAGAAGGCCUGUCCUGCCGGAUACAGAAAGAUCACCAUCAAGCCAGUAAUUCUUCUCGGCUUCACACCUGUCAGAGACACUAAGCCAGCUGUCCGAACACAGUGGACUCCAUUUACCUAAUAUAUUCUAUGAAAACCAUUUGUGACUUUUGUGAGCUCAAUCCUUAAGGAUAUACAGAUUCUGUGGUUACAGUUAAACAUUCCAAUAAUACCUUAUGAAAAUCUGGAGUGUAAGAGCUUUGUUUCUUUAUGGAACUCCCCUGUCAUUGAUUGCAGUAAAUUACUGUGUUGUAAAUCUCAGUGUGGCACUUACUUGUAAAUGCAACAAAACUUUUAAUUAUUUUUCUAAAGGUGCUGCAUUGUCUAUUGUUCUUCUCGUUAUGUAAAUUUUUGUACACAUUGAUUGUUAUCUUGACUCUAAUAUUCUAUAUUGAAUUGAAAUAAAUAAUUUCAGCUGACACUUCCUAAAUGCAUAAGCCUUUCCCCUUUUAAUUCUAGAAUCUAGAAUGCAAAGAGCUUUUAGAAUGGCAAAUGAUAGGUAUAUAAAAUUAAUCACGAAAAUAUUAGCUUAUUUUCCAAAAUGUACUAUCUCAGUGCUUGGAUUAUGUUUAGCUCUAGGCUGUGAUAGUCCUUGAAAUAAAAUUUAACAUUUAAUACCAUGAAGUGUUACAAGUAUAGAUAAA